Molecule: messenger RNA, 321 nt
Organism: Adineta steineri
Lineage: Eukaryota; Metazoa; Rotifera; Eurotatoria; Adinetida; Adinetidae
Source: the annotation of a GenBank genome assembly
AUGACUCGUUAUAUUUUAUCUACAAUUGCUGUAUUCGGAAAUUUAGGUCAUAUAAUAUCAAUUACAAUAUUAUCACAAGAACAACGUGGAUCAAAUUCAUGUUCAAUUUAUCUUCUUGCAACAUCAAUUUCUGGUUUGAUUAUCAUGAAUUGGGCUAUAAUUUUACUUGUUUAUGUACUUGAUCAUAUAGAUCUUAUGAAUACAUCAUUAACAUUAUGUCAUAUUCGUGUUUAUAUGAAACAUACUUCAUCAAUGUGUUUUCGAUAUGUAGUAGUUGUUGCAUGUACUCAUCAAUGUGGUGUUUAUGAAUUAUAUGACUAA